AUGAUUAAUAAUGUCUUUUACGUUAUCUUAGUGUUUUCAUUUUUUCUGUUAAUAAUUAAGUGUGAAUAUAUUAACAAUGAGAAGAAGGAAGUGGUUUUCGAAACGGACCACCUCGAAAGGGGGGGACACUAUGAGCAGAAGGAUGAGAAUCUAGAAGGCAACUACACCAGUCAUGUAACGUUUGGAGGCAGCACCGAGGGGGGGGAUGUAGGCAUGCAGCUGCAGGUAGUUGUACCCAGAGGGGAGGAGCAGGACGAGGAGGGAGUUGAGGCAGGUAUAGCCCCCUCUGUGCAAGGAUCCCUAGAGAGCAGCGACGCUAAGGAGAGUGAACCGAAGGUAGAUGGCCACGUAGGCGUGGAAGAGGUUGCUGAUGGUAAGACCGCCAAUGGGAGCAGUGUCGUCCAGAAUGGAGAAUCGGCUCAAGGUAACGUCUCCAUAAUGGAAGAAUCCACAGUGAAUAACCCCGUCAAAGGGAGUGAACCAAAGGGAGAUAUGGACGUUGGCGUGGAAGAGGCUGCCUCGAGUGAUGUCAUCAAAGAAACUGAAUCGGAGUCUGACAGCAUCGCCGUAGUGGAUGAACCCGCUGCGGUAGAACCCAUUGAGGUAGAUCCCAUUGAGGUAGAUCCCAUUGCGGUAGAACCCACUGCGGUAGAACCCAUUGCGGUAGAACUUAUCGCUAAUGACUCUACCAAGGGGGAUGAAUUGAAGGCAGGGAGCGUCGUCGCCGUGGAGGAGGAGAAGACUACAGAUAGUGACGUUGUCACUGCGGGGAACACCACCAAGGAGAGUGAACCCGUUGCGGAUAGCGCCGCCUUCGUGGAAGAGGAAGCUGCUAGUAGCACCACCAAGGAGAGUGAACCCGUUGCGGAUAGCGCCGCCUUCGUGGAAGAGGAAGCUGCUAGUUAUGCCGCCAAGGAAAGUGAACCAAAGGCAGUUAGUGUCAUCGUCAUGGAAGAGACAACUGCUAGUAACGCCAGCAAGGAGAUUGAAUCAAAGGCAGAUAACGUCGCCAUAGUGGAUGAAUCCAUAGUGAGCGUCGCCACCGAGGAACAACCCUCUAUGAGUAGCGCCGGCAAGGAAAGUGAACCCCAGGCAGAUAGCACCACGAUGAUAGAAGAACCCGUUGCAAAUGACACCACGAUGAUAGAAGAGCCCAUUGCAAAUGACACCACGAUGAUAGAAGAACCCGUUGCAAAUGACUCCACGAUGAUAGAAGAACCCGUUGCAAAUGACACCACGAUGACAGAAGAACCCAUUGUGAGCAGCUUCGUUGAGGGCGAACUGAACCAAGGUGGGGUUGUCAUCGUGGAAGAGGCAGCUUCUAGUAGGGCUGCCGAGGAGAGUGAACCCAAGACAGCUAGCACUUCCACAGUGGAGGAGUCCAGUGUGGGCAGUCCCGUUAAGGAGGACGAAUCGAACCAAGAUGGGAUUUCCACUGUGAAGGAGGUCGCCCCUGAUAGAAGCGUCCCAGAUGGUGACCCCCCCCCUGAGAGAAGCAUCCCACAGGGUGCCCCCCCCCCUGAGAGAAGCGCGGCAAGCGGGAGAAAGCAAUUCCUGAUGGAGUUCCAAGAGAGAGUAAACCACUACGAUGAAGUUAUGGACGAAAUAAUAUUAAAAAGCCUAAACAGAGAGAAUUAUAAUUACUUUAAUAUGUUAGACGAGUACGCAAUGAAAACAAAAAUGAGUGAAAAAAUGUACAAGGGGAUGAGAUAUAUAAUAAAGGUGAUCAUAGGAAGUACGGUAGUAACUCCAUCGUAUAAAGAGAAGAAAAAAUCGUUUAAUUACGAGAUUGAGGAAAGUACAUUUAAGCGUCAUUUCGUAAUGUCUCUGUUUAGAUGGUACAAGAAUUUUAAGCUAGUAGAAUCACAUUUCGACAAGGCAAAUUACGUCUACUACGUGGGUGAUGAUGAAGAUGAACGUGUGUACUCUUAUAGGUAUACCUACAGACUCGUAUUGAAUUUGCUAAGUUCAGAAACGUUUCCAUUUUAUUUAGAUCUAAAUAGAUUUACCUUGCUGGAUAUACUGGACAAUUAUAAUAAGUAUAACUUUAAGCUAAACAACAGCACGAGGUAUUACCCGUUCCACAUGUACAGUUGUAAAACAUUCAGGGAUUUCGUGGCGGAUUAUUUCGAGUUUUAUAACCAUCGCUACUUUGAGAAGCACAAGCAUUUGAUUGCAGAGGAGGUCUACUAUAAUGGAAUAAAAAAGAAUGGCAAUAAGUUGUUUACGCAGUUGAGCAGGUUGAAUCCGAACUUUGAAUUUCUGGUAAACCUGCUGAAUGACCUCUACAAUGAGUACUACAAGGAGGGGGUGAAGCGCGGUAGGAAGAAGGGAUCCCACGAGGAGUUGAGUUCAGGUAUCAGCGACCCCUCUGUGGAGCGGCAACCUGAGGGGGAGAAGACGGAGUGGAAAGAAAUGACACCUCUCCAUGACGCUUCUUCCGCGGAAUGGAGCGGUCCGUCCGGGGAUGGUGCGGGCGCGGCCAGUGAAACCGUCGGCGUGGAGGACACCCUGGAAAAGGUGCAGGAAAGAGAGUCCACCGUUGGCCAGCGCGACGGAAAGGAACCCACCAUUGGCAAGCAGGGCGGAAAGGAACCCACCAUUGGAAAGGGUGACGGAAGCGAGCCUACCACUGGCCAGCGCGACGGAAAUGAGCCUACCACUGGCCAGCGCGACGGAAAGGAACCCACCGUCGGCAAGGGUGACGACCCCCUGAGCAACGAAAUGUGGAAAGACCUACUCGAGUCGUACAAGGACGCCCCGAAGCCAGAAGACCUGAAGAAAUACAACCAAUAUAUUUUGAAAAAUCUGAACAAAAUAUUAAAAUUCACCUCGCAGAAGGAAAAGCAACAAAUGGGAGAUUAUAAAAAUAAAUACGAACUGAAAGAUGGGUUCAUUGUCAACGUCGUUACGACAAGGCACACUCCCCUGUUGUUCAAUCCAGCGAAGGAUAUUUACUCGUACCUUAAUCAGAUAAAUAGUAAGAAGCAGGUGAAUUUUAAAAAUAUAUAUGAUAAUUUGAUGAUUAUUAUUAGAUACAAGGAGGGGAGUAAUUUUUAUGACAAUUUGUUGCAGAGUAGGAGGAUAGCGGGGGGGUUGUGGCGUGAGGUGGAUUCUCCAAGUGGGGAGGGGGUGAACAAAGGAGCUAGUCGAUCUGCCAAACGGGUAACCGAGAGGGUAGUCGUCGAUGGGGAUUUGUCUAGUGGGAUGAACUCAAAAGAGUUGAAUGCUUUUUUGCUGUUUAUUGAGCGUGGGGAGGAGGCAAUCGAUGGGAUAUCUACCGGUGAAGAGACUAUCGGUGGGACCUCCCCAACUCGUGGAGAUGUGCAUUCCUUUUACCGAAAUGUCAAUCUGAGUGAAUUCACCCCCGCGGCGGUUAACAUGAAGGACCAAAUCCACGAUCAGCUGAAAUUGUUAAAGAAGAAGUACACAGAGAAGCUAAAGAACGAGGCAACGUGUGUCCUGGCCUUCCUCUACCUAAUAGGAAUAAAUAACAACGAGGGGAAGUUACAGCUACCGUAUGGGUUCCCCCGAAACAUUGACCACUCAGUUAAGUUGAUAAGAAGGGGAAAAGAUGGGUUGUGUAAUUUUUUAAGCGGUAUACUCUACCAUGUGAAUCUACCAAUAUUUGUGAAUAAUUCAUCUAUAUCGAUAACAACAGAGAUGAGUGAAGACUUAAUAGAUUCAAAUGACAACUCGUUGAAUAGCUUUUUUUAUAUAUACUAUAGAAAUAAUGGAAAAAUAAGAAAUCACGAUUUUUUAUCAAAUGAAAAUAGGAUCAUUCCAAAAUCUGUGGAUAAUAUGAAAUCCAAAAUUGUAUCCUAUGCCUUGGGUUCAACAAAGGAUGAUUUUUACAGUAAGCUUGCCUUCACUAAUAAUAUGAUCAGAUUGAAAUACAAGAACAAGGAUAGUAAUAUUUAUUUAAAGGAUUAUUUUGAUUUUACAUUUGAUAAAAAGAUAUACAAAAAUUCUGUAAUUAGGAAUAAUAUUUCUCCAUUUUUAAGUUCCUGUGAUUAUUUGUUGAGUAACAUACUAGGGGCAGUAGUCGAUUCGUUGAAAAAUACGUCCGCUAUUGAAAGUGGGGUGUAUGAAGAAAAUAUCAGCGAGAAGCAUAGACAUUUGAUUCAUAACACAGUUGACAAUAAUAAGAGUUUGUUUGAGUAUUUUUUAAAACUAGCUGAUAGUAGAAAUUCUUAUGCUCUUGCAGCUUUGGGGGAGAUUUACUACUUAGGGAAUGAGAGCAUAGGUAUUGAACGUGAUGAAGCGAAAGCUUUUGAGUUUUGGAAGAAGGCGGCAGAUCAGGGAGAUAGCACUUCUGCUUUGUCCACUGGGUAUGCCUACCUCGAUGAGUAUAAGAAGCAUUUGCGGAAGGAGGAAAUUGUUAAAACGAUGAGUAAGGAGGACGUGCUGAAUAUGAUUAGGGAGGAGAAGGGUAGCGGUGCUGGGGGAGGGGCGAAGAAGGGUAGCGGUGCGGGGAAGGAUAGCGGUGCUGGGAAGGAUAGCGGUGCUGGGGAAGGGGCGAAGAAGGGCAGCGGUGCGGGGAAGGAUAGCGGUGGGGGCUACUUCUCCUUCGCGUCGGGGGGGGCAACUGCGGGGCUGCACACUUCGGCAGGGCAACCCUCCGGACAACAGAAUGGCAGGGGCUCUUCCCCGGAGGGGGGUUCUCCCGUUGGGGCCCCUAAUUUUAUGGGCGCUUCCGGCGCGGCCGCGAGUUUUCCCAGCGCCUUGUAUGGCGGCGGGUCCGCCGGGCCACUCGCUCCGUCCGCUCCGUCCGCUCAAUCUGCUGCAUCUGCUCCGCCCGCUCCGUCUGCUCAAUCAGCCCCGUCCACCCCACCCUCUCCGUCCACUCCAUCCGCUGAACCCGCACAACCCGCGGGGGGCCAAGCGGGCAUACCCCUUGGGGGUGGCGAACAGAGGCAGGAUAGCGCAGAGAAUACGGCCAAUGCAUCGAGCAGCGAAAGCGACGAUAUCAUCAAGAAAUACAUGCAGGAGCUGAGCGAGGAGAGAAAUAAAGCCCUCAAAAACGCAGAGCAGUAUUUCCAGAAGGCCAUUCGAAACAACGAAGAGAGUGUAGAACACUUUUUGGCAAAGUACAAUAUAUAUAAGUUCGGAUUGGGAACAGAAAAAAACGUGGAGCUAGCUGGAGAGUAUUUAAAAAAAGCGGCAAAUAAGGGAGAUAGCAUUUCACAGAUGAUGUUGGGACAUUACUACUCGGGAACGGACAUCGGUGUUAAGAUAAAGGAUUAUGAUGAGAAGAACAAAAUCGAGAAUUUAAAAAAAUCCUAUAAGUAUUAUAGCAUGUCAGCAAAAAAUGGAAAUAUAAUUUCGCUGUACAAUAAGAGCAUCCUAAUUCUGAAAGGGGUAAACCCAAACUUGAAGACUUUUAAUGAAAAAUGUGAAAAAACGUUGAAAAAAUUUCACUUUAUUGGACUGUUUAAUGAGCGUUUAUAUGUGUUGACUAAGUUACUGAGGAGGAACUACGAUUUUAGGGACUACACAGGUUCGCUUCUUGUUUCUGUUAUUCUUUCCGAGCUGGGCGAUCACCCCAAUAAUGUAAAUGCAUCUAUGCUGUGGGACUUGAAACGGAAAACGAUGCAGACGUUCACGGAGAAGUACAACCUGGUCGAGGGUCUUUUGGCGAACCUCCUCAAGAAGGCCAUCCGGGAGGAGAGCGUCACUGACAUGCUCAUAAAGGGUGGACGUGGUGUGGGUGGCAACCGAGUAGCUAACCCAGUGGAUCGAAUAAUCCACAGACUGUACAAGAAAGAAAAGGGGGGAAAGUACUCCCUACAGAUGAAAUCCCAACUCAGCGGGGACUCCAUUUUGAAAAGUUGCGCGAUGGUUACAUGGAACAUGUUCGAGAGGAAGAGCGUGCUUUUUAAUUUGAAGUUUUGUUCCUAUUUGAGAGACGAGUUGCUGCACAGAAGCAGUGGGGCCAACAGAGAGGAGAGCAGCGGUGGGGCCAACAAAGAGGAGAGCAGUGGUGGGACCAACAAAGAGGAGAGCAGUGGUGGGGCCAACAGAGAGGAGAGAAGUAGCCGAGCCAACGAAGAGGAGAGCAGCAGUCAGGCUGGGAAGACCCACCGAAACGUGUACAAUUACGACGUGUACGAGCUAAGCCAAACACACAGACAAAUCGAUCUCUUCGAAAGGUACGACCAAAUCGUAAAGAGUGAGAUGAAAAAGGGUGGAACAUCCCGAGAGAAAAUUCAAAAAGCUGAAAAGAUGAAGGGGACCAUUCUGGAGCAUUUCCGAACUAGUGAGUUCCUACAUUGUUAUUAUAAGCCCAUUUCGUAUUAUCAAAUUAAGUUGGAGGAGGAGAAAAAGCAAAGUCUGAAAAGGAACGCCCAACAGGAGGAGAGCAGCCUUGUAGGGAGAAGUAGCAGCUACUUGGGAUACACCCCUGGGAAAAACAAAAACGAACAAGUGACGGAUUUAUACGAAACAGAGUUCGCUAGGUAUUCUCCCCUUUUAGAAGGUGAAGACAUGAAAGAAAUUUUUUAUUACCAAAACACUUAUUCAUCUAGCAUGUUUGAGGAAAUACAAAGCUUCUCAAAAAAUUGCGACAUCUGCAAACAGUACUACGAUAUCUAUUCAGCCUACUAUGGUUAUAAAAAAUCUACCAUAGAUUUGAUUAAGAAAUAUCGAGAAGGGGAUGAGUUCACCAUAAAGAGUAAGAGAAAGGAGCUCCAAUUUUUGAUUAGGAACUCGGAUGAAGAAGACCAUGAGCCUUUGUAUUACAAGGCACUAUUUUUGGAAUCCAACAAAUUGGAGAGCUUGAAAAAUAUUUUACAGAUUUAUUUGAAGCUAGCUACGGACAAUCACAACGCUUGCAAUGUGAUUGGUGUUCUGGGCAUCUUUAAAAUUUUGUUCAAGAAGGUCUUCUUCGACGUCAGUUAUUUCUUCAGCAGGAAGAAGGCGCAGCUUAUUAGCGCGAUUCGCGGGGAGAGCACCAUUAGCGGGAUCCUUGGCAUUAACUGGAUUAGCGGCGGGAGUAGCGGCUGGAGUAGCGGCUGGAUUAGCGGCGGGAGCAGCGGCGGGAGUGACGAACGUGGGGAACUUCCAAAACACGGCGAACUUCCAAAACACGGCGAACUUCCAAAACACGGCGAACUUCCAAAACACGGCGAACGUGACAGUGCUGCCCCUGAGCCACCAGCCAACUCGCUCCAGAAGUAUAUUUUUUCAGACCUGAAUUCCUGCGCGCUGCAAAAUAACUUCCUUUUCAAGUCCGAGUUCCACAACAAAUGCUUAAAUUUCGACCAUUUGCUGAGCAGCAACCACGCGUAUUCGCAGAUCAGCUACCGCGAUUUUUUCAAUGUCUUCUACACCUUCGUGGCCUCCUUUUUUAAAGUAGCAUAG
Molecule: messenger RNA, 7362 nt
Organism: Plasmodium cynomolgi strain B
Lineage: Eukaryota; Apicomplexa; Aconoidasida; Haemosporida; Plasmodiidae
Exons: 2
Coding region: 1-7362 (2453 amino acids)
Molecular function (GO): protein binding
Source: RefSeq, a predicted model, not a curated record